Molecule: messenger RNA, 1006 nt
Organism: Arachis duranensis
Lineage: Eukaryota; Viridiplantae; Streptophyta; Magnoliopsida; Fabales; Fabaceae
Product: choline-phosphate cytidylyltransferase 1
Biological process (GO): CDP-choline pathway
Molecular function (GO): phosphatidylcholine binding; choline-phosphate cytidylyltransferase activity
Source: RefSeq, a predicted model, not a curated record
AUUCAGUGUGACCGGUGCCAUAAGUAACAGUGAAGUUAGUGCUGCCUGUGCAUUCUGCUUCGAGUGUUUGAGCGUUCACCUUUCAGACAUGGAAGCCGAAGAGGAAUGUGAAAUUGGUGAUCAGAAAACCGUUCGUGUAUACGCUGAUGGCAUUUACGACCUCUUUCAUUUCGGCCAUGCCCGUUCUCUUGAGCAAGCCAAAAAACUGUUUCCAAACACAUAUCUGCUUGUUGGAUGCUGCAAUGAUGAGAUCACACACAAGUAUAAGGGAAAAACUGUUAUGACUGACAAGGAACGCUAUGAAUCUCUUCGCCACUGCAGGUGGGUUGAUGAAGUUAUACCAGAUGCGCCAUGGGUAAUCACGCAGGAAUUCAUUGACAAGCAUCAAAUUGACUAUGUGGCUCAUGAUUCUCUUCCUUAUGCUGAUACAAGUGGAGCUGGAAAGGAUGUCUAUGAAUAUGUUAAGUCUAUUGGAAAGUUUAAGGAAACAAAGCGGACUGAUGGAAUUUCUACUUCAGAUAUCAUAAUGAGAAUAAUCAAAGAUUAUAAUCAGUAUGUAAUGCGUAACUUGGACCGUGGUUAUACCAGAAAGGAUCUGGGUGUCAGCUAUGUCAAGGAGAAGAGGUUGAGAAUGAACAUGGGACUUAAAAAAUUGCGUGAGAGAGUGAAGAAGCAGCAAGAGACAGUGGGAAAGAAGAUGCCGAUCGAUUGGUAGCUGGUUUCCUCGAAAUGUUUGAAGAAGGCUGCCACAAAAUGGGAACAGCAAUCAGAGACAGAAUUCAAGAAAGAUUGAGAGCGCAGCAGAUAAAAUCUCUUCUUUAUGAUGAGUGGGAAGAAGAUGAUGAUGAUGAUGAAUUUGGUGAUGAUGAAUCUGCAGAGUACUGCAGUAGUUGAAGUGACAAACAAGCUUUGUGUAUUUCCAGAUUCAACACCAUUCCUUUAAUUAAGCUAUCCUUUAAGAUAUAUGCAAGAUGAUCUGGACAUAAUUUGUCUACUUUAAACAUUA